CAGUUAUCAAAACUCAGGAAUAAGCCAUAGCCUACCCGAUACACGAUGUCAUUAUAUUAGGUGUAGAGAAUAGACUAAUUCCACAUUUCACUUGUUCUAUAUUAGGUGCCCGAGCAGGUACCUAACUGUCAACAGCGUCAAAAUAAGGACAUAAAGUUGGGAAUCCCCACAUGUUUUAACAGCUCCUAUGCGCUAUCGCCGAGCUUUAUGACGCUCGAGUCGACGGCGGAGCAACUACAUUCCGAUUAUAUGACUAUCCCGGACCCGUGAGUUGUAGAAAAAGCAGGCGCCUAACCCAAACAUCACUUAUUAUUAUUAUCUUGUAACAAAUAACACAGACCGUUCUACAGUUUCAAGACCUACUAAUUUACCAAUUGUUACAUAUUCUGAAUCUACCUUAGGUAGCUGUUACCCUUAAUUCGACUAUGACCACCGAAUCUCCGGUUCCGAUUCCCGAGGCACCACAUCUCCCAAUCCUGGGAUAUGUGACAGGUGUUGACCCGGAGAACGCAGUCCGUUCCUUCACUAGAUUCGCAGAAAACUACGGCGAGAUCUUUCGAGCGCACGUACCAGGGGUUAGCUUAGUAUGGGUCAGCACAUAUGCUCUACUCAACGAGUGUUGCGACGAAAAGAGAUUUGGGAAGAAGAUUAAUGAUGUACUAGCUCAUCUCAGGAAAGGCUUAAACGAUGGGUUGUUUACGGCAACGAGUGAUGAACCGAACUGGGGCAUUGCUCAUCGCGUCCUGAUGCCGGCUUUUGGACCCAAGGGUAUCCGGGACAUGUUCGACGAGAUGAAAGACAUAGCCUCUCAGCUUGCCCUAAAAUGGGCCAGACAUGGACCACACGCAAGGAUUAACGCACCUGAAGAUUUUACGCGACUCACUCUCGAUACGAUAGCUCUUUGCUCUAUGGGAUUCAGAUUUAACAGUUUCUACUCCGAGAACCUACACCCCUUUGUCAACGCCAUGACAGAAUUUCUUCUUGAGAGCGGUCGUAGGGCGCAAAGGUUACCACUUCCUUCAUUCGUCUAUCGGACACGAGACAAAGCAUACGAAUCUCACAUAGCUGUACUUGUCGAUACCGCCCAAGCAGUCCUGAGUGAGCGCCUCGCAGACCCGGAGAACGAUCGAAAAGACCUCCUCUCCGCUAUGAUUAAAGGGCGCGAUUCGCUCACCGGGCAGAAGAUGAGCGAUGCGUCUAUUAUCGACAACUUGAUUACAUUCUUAGUUGCUGGCCAUGAAACUACGUCGGGCAUGUUAUCAUAUGCUAUGUAUAGAUUAUUGAAAAACCCCGACGCUUACCGGAAAGUGCAAGAAGAAGUCGACCAAGUGUUAGGCAAAGGUCCUGUAACAGUACAGCACAUGCAAAAGCUCCCAUACAUCACAGCAGUUCUCCGAGAAACACUACGCUUGGAUGCGCCCAUACCAGUGUUUUCAGUUAGCCCCUUGGAAGACACUUUACUCGCAGGAAAGUACAAGGUUUACAAGGGAGAAUUUAUUCAAUGUCUCCUUGGUAAAACGCAAACCGAUCCAGCAGUCUUCGAGGACCCCACGGCUUUCAAACCGGAAAGGAUGCUUGAUGAAAACUUUAGCAAAUUGCCAAAGAACGCGUGGAAGCCAUUUGGUAAUGGUGCCAGAGCUUGUAUCGGUCGAGCAUUCGCGAUGCAGGAGGCAAUUCUUACCAUGGCCAUCCUGUUCCAAAAUUUCAAUUUCGUCCUGGCUGAUUCAGACUACGAGCUGAAAAACAAGCAGACCUUGACUAUGAAGCCUGAUAAUUUCUUCAUAAGGGCUAUAUUGCGCGACGGGUUAGAUCCUGUCAAACUGGAGCACCGACUUUCCGGAACUGAACAAAAUUUUAAUAAGCCGAAAACACGCACGAACGGCUCAAACCACGAGCAUGAGAGUCAUGAUCGGCAGCUGACUAUCCUAUACGGCUCUAAUAGCGGCACAUGCGAGUCAAUAGCCCAGCGUUUGGCUUUUGAUGCCGCAUCCUACGGAUAUAGAGUUUCCACCCUAGAUUGUAUGGAUGCUGCUAUGGAAAAGCUUCCAGAAAAUCAACCUAUCAUCAUAAUAACGGCGAGUUACGAAGGACAAGCUCCCGAUAACGCGGCCAAUUUCGUUCAUUGGAUCGAAAAUAUCAAAGACAAGUCAGCUCUGUGCGGAUCAUCUUACGCGGUUUUUGGAUGUGGUCACCAUGAUUGGUCGCAGACAUUCCACCGAAUUCCUAAACUUGUAGAUACAAGGCUAGAAGAAAUCGGCGCGACGAGGAUCACAGAGUUGGGCCUUGCGGACGCCGCCCAGGAGGAUCCAUUCGUUGCUUUUGAUACCUGGGAAGAUGUGCUCUGGAAAGCCUUGGAUAACUCAGGGACUGGCCAGGAAUCGAAUGUAUUACUCAAAACGCAGCCCACAUCACUGACGGUAGAGAUAUCUAAUACACGACCGGCGAUACUUAAUCAGAGCGUGGAGGAAGGACGCGUACUCGCGACCAAGCUCCUUACAGCGGAUGGCGAACCCGCGAAGAAGCACGUAGAAAUACAGCUUCCCGCCGGCGUUAAUUAUGCACCCGGGGACUAUCUAUCCGUUUUGCCUAUCAAUCCCAAGGAAACGGUCCAUAGAGCCAUGCGUAGAUUUGGAUUGCCGUGGGAUACAAGCAUCAAAAUCUCAGGUGCUGGCAUAAGGCUACCUACUGACGAACCGGUCCCUGCUAAUAGCAUAUUGAGCGACUUUGUCGAGCUCGCCCAGCCGGCCACCAAAAGGAAUAUUCUCGCACUGGCCGAUAAAACAGAAAGUGAGGAGGACCGUCAAGCACUAAAGAAGCUGGCGACGGAAAGCUACGACGCAGAAGUGUUAGCAAAGCGAGCAUCCAUAUUAGAUUUGUUGGAAAUGUUUCCUUCAGUCAACUUAAGUUUGGGAUCUUUUCUAGCGAUGCUACCGCCUAUGCGUCUUCGCCAAUAUUCUAUUUCCUCAUCACCCUUGGAGGAUCCCCUGAAGGCGUCUAUCACUUUUUCUUUAGUUUCGGGACGCGCCAAAUCUGGCCGGGGAAAUUAUAUUGGUGUAACGAGCUCCUAUCUGGCCAGCCUCGAAGUCAACGACAGGCUCCGAGUGUCGGUACGGCAGUCUCAUAUGGCAUUCCAUUUGCCAGACGCACCGGAAGAGACACCGCUGAUUCUCAUUGCAGCGGGAAGUGGCAUAGCUCCGUUCCGCGGGUUUAUUCAGCAUCGCGCUGUAAUGAUCAGAUCAGGUCGGAAGUUGGCACCAGCUGUGCUUUAUCAUGGCUGCCGGGAACCAGGCAAGGAUGAUAUUUAUUCAGAAGAGUUUGACGAGUGGGAGAAAGCUGGAGCCGUCACGAUCAAGCGUGCCUUCAGUCGAACGCCAGAAAAGUCGGACGGAUCCAAAUACGUGCAAGAUAUCGUAUGGGCAGACCGACUUCAUUUUCUUCAGUUGUGGCGAGAGGGCGCACAGCUCUAUAUCUGUGGGUCACGAAAGGUCAGCCAGGGUAUUGAAAAGGUUAUUAUAAAGAUGCGACAAGAAGAAUCGCAGCUUAAUGGCGAGCAUCUGAGUGACGAAGAUGCGAAGAAAUGGUGGGAUGAGUUGAGGAAUAUUAGGUAUGCUACCGAUGUGUUCGACUAGAAUGGCGUAACAUUCUCACGGAUCAUCGCGGGGGUGUACUGAAAGGCUUCCGCAAUGUCUUAAAAUAGCACGAAUCUCUCAUAUCAUUA
This is a messenger RNA of Daldinia caldariorum, 3718 nucleotides long. RefSeq names its product bifunctional P-450:NADPH-P450 reductase. NCBI's taxonomy places the organism in Eukaryota, Fungi, Ascomycota, Sordariomycetes, Xylariales, Hypoxylaceae. The coding region runs from base 426 to 3629 and encodes 1067 amino acids. The transcript has 9 exons. Gene Ontology annotation, cellular component: cytosol. The record is from RefSeq and is a predicted model, not a curated record. Gene Ontology annotation, molecular function: NADPH-hemoprotein reductase activity; flavin adenine dinucleotide binding; heme binding.